Molecule: messenger RNA, 2400 nt
Organism: Psilocybe cubensis
Lineage: Eukaryota; Fungi; Basidiomycota; Agaricomycetes; Agaricales; Agrocybaceae
Exons: 2
Coding region: 1-2400 (799 amino acids)
Biological process (GO): proteolysis
Molecular function (GO): aspartic-type endopeptidase activity
Source: RefSeq, a predicted model, not a curated record
AUGGCUACUACCAUCAUCCAACGUACUCCUGUCGAUAUGCCUGUUCCUAAAUCUAGUGCUCCUCCAAAAUUCACUGGAUCUUACGUCGACGUCAAGAACUUUUUGGAUCACUGCGACCGCAUUUUUGAUCAGUACAAUGUCACUCUCAACGAUGACAAAGUACGAUACAUGGUUCAAUGCUGCAACCAAGAGAGCAGAGAAAUCAUUGAAGGUUUACCCAGCCACCAUGCCAAGCAAUGGGAACGACUCAAGACUGAUAUGCUCAAGAUCUUUGACCAUGCUAGGACAACGCAGAAGUUCACGUUGACUACUCUUCGUGCUUACGCUUUCCAACACUCCAAUCUUUCUAUGCGUUCUCUUGAUGACUUCCGCAAGUAUCAGAAGCAAUAUAUUCGCAUUGCUGGUUGGCUUCUCAACAACAACAAGAUAUCCAAGACGGAAUACAAUCAAUACUUCUGGCUAGGAAUCAAUGAAUCCCUCCGACCUGCGCUUGAAAGCAAGAUCAUGGUCUUUAAUCCUCAUAUCGAUCUCUCCUCACCUUUUUCCAUUGAAGACGUCACCAAGGCAGUUGAAAUCAUCUUUAAACGAGACCGCUUUGACGUUGGAAUCUUUGACAAUCCUUCUGCAUGUUCUUUCACGUCUCUUAUUCCCCCAAAGGAUUUGUAUCCUGAACGUUCAUCAGUCUUUGACAAGAUCAAGAAGUACUUACAGGAGAUGUUUCCUAACAUCAAGACAUGCGAUGCUUGUGAACGUCCAUACAAUCCCCCGGAAGAGACCAAGCGCAUCUUUCAGGAUCUAGACAAGGAAGAAAAGCAAGCACACAAGGACGACAAAGUGAAGAACUUGAUCAAGCAGAUGUUGAAGCUCACCAUCCAUGAUUCUUCGUACACUAUUUACUAUCUUUGCGCCAUCAAGUUGGAACCCGCUCUUGCUAACAUGCUCAUUGCUCCGGCCAUUAUAAAUCCAAGUGCACAGCCAGCUCAGCCAGUCCCAAUCGCAAGUCAGACAGCACCUCCAGCACCACGAGCACCACGCCAUGGAAUCAACAACUGCCCAACGCUCAUUGAUCUUACGAACCGCAAGCUUAUUUCCAGAGACAGUAGCAAUCGAGUUGUCUUUCCUGAUAGAUCCCGCAUUAUUCGCCAGAAUGGAGAGUCAAUCGCACAAGCAGUCCUUCGUCAACAACAGCCUCCUCCUCCUCCUCAAGUCGCUACCACAAGCAUAGCCGUAUCCGAAGCAUAUUAUGGUCAGAUGUUCAAGAACUACAGAGCCAUGGUCGCAAAAGAAGAAGAGGACGACAUUGGAACCUGGGAUGGAGAAGACGAGUUUGAGUUUACGCUGGCAGGUCCUGGUAAUCGAAUCCCAACUGAAAAGCGAACACGUGCUGCACGCAAACAGGUCAUGGACGCUGUGGUACCUCCGGAACCCGCGUAUCUCAAAGGAAAGCGAGCGGAAAUAAGUAAAGCUAAGGAUUCUUCUCAGAUCCCAUCUAUUCUUAAACGUCCGGCUAACUCUGGAUUGCCAAACAAUGUGCCUAGCUCCACUUCCAUUCAACCUGUCCCAAUCCCGUCAAUUAAUCAACCUUCUGCCGAAAUGAAUCCAUCAAUUCCUGUCAAACAAGCUCAACCCAAUGUCCCGAUUAGGGCAAAUCCAACGGAACAUCCCGAGACUGCGCAACGAUACGAGGUUUUUGAUCCGGCCGAUGAUGAUCAAAUCAUGGAAGAUGUCACUCCUAGUCUAGAACGAGGCAAAUCAGUUACCAAGCCACACGCAGCGCCUCAGAAACGUGUCUCUGACAUAUCCCAAACUGUCAACACUAUGGCCAUUCUCAGACGAUGCCUUAAUCAACCCGUUAAUGCGACGUUCGGCGAGUUACUUGGAGUUUCAAAGAACCUUAGGACCCUUCUUAUCAACAGUAUCAAAGGCAAGACCCUUACUGUCGACGAAUUCAAAGCUUCAUUGACAAACGGCAACUUAAAGCUUUCUGAUAAGGAAGUUCUAGACAUCAUUCGCAGUGCCGAAAAGGACGUACCUGUUCAAUACAUGCACGAGACCAAUUCAGUUGAAUCCCUUCGUGCUCACGAGCCCCUUCUUCGAAUCACAUUAAUGUGUAAUGGUCACAAACUCAAUGCCUUGAUUGACAGUGGAUCUACGCAGAACAUUCUAAGCGAACAGGCUUGGAAGAAGAUUGUCAGGUUGCCGAUGGACAGCCGGAAUACUAUUGUUAUGGUUGAUAUUCAUGGCGGCAAAUCCCACAUGCUUGGAUUCGUUGGAAAUGUUCAACUUGAUAUUGGUACAGUCAGGACGCGUGCUCAUUGCUAUGUAUCCAACAAAGUCCAGUUUGAUAUACUCUUGGGACAUCCAUGGACCCGUGACAACUAUGUGGACAUUCUAGAAUGA